Molecule: messenger RNA, 1075 nt
Organism: Aplosporella prunicola CBS 121167
Lineage: Eukaryota; Fungi; Ascomycota; Dothideomycetes; Botryosphaeriales; Aplosporellaceae
Exons: 1
Coding region: 6-1031 (341 amino acids)
Source: RefSeq, a predicted model, not a curated record
CAACUAUGUCUUCCGCACCUCCGACACCAUCGUCAGCUAGUAGCACGGUAUCCGCCUCUAGCAGAGAUACCGCGCUCACCACCGAGCUCGACAACCUAAAGAACCAAAACAGCACUUCCAACAACAACAUCAACACCAACAACAACGACAACGAAGCAGCGCAAGACAACCGCCUCCGCGACGUCGACGGCAUAACCUUCGACCCCAGCAUAGCGCAAGGCCUGCAAAUGAUCCCACUCACAGGCCCACAGCGCCGGCACCGCACAAGCUACAUCUGGCGGUACGGAUUCCUAGCCCAAGACCGGCUCUCACGCAAGCAAUACUGGAUCUGCAAGCUCUGCCACUCGGCAGGCCGCCACAAAGCCUUCCAAACAACAACAACCUCGCACCCCAACAAGCACCUCCGCCGGCACGUCUUCGACACCCGCGACGACCGCAUCGACGCCCGCCGCACCCCCGACAUCUCCCUCAUGUCCGCUGCCGCUGCCCGUCUGUUCCGCGCUGCCGACGAAGAGGAGUUCCGCUUUGUUACAUAUCGCCCGCCGUUUACAGGCAUCCCGUCCCCGACUUCGCCCCCGGGCCGCGCUAUGCCACCACCGCCGACGCAGGCGAGGCAGCCGCCCGCUGCUGCUCCUGCGCCCGCGCCGCCGUACUCGUCGAUUCCGUCGCGCGGGACGAUUGCUGUUCCUGAUGAGGACCGCUCGCUUGCGCGCCAGCUGGAUGUUGCUGCGAGAGGGGAUGCGCGAGGCGGUGGUUUGGGCCAUGGCUAUGCUUCGAGUGCGCCGCCGCCGCAGCAGCAGCAACAGCACCAGCCGCAACAGCACCAGCAUCAACAUCAACAUCAGGAUCCGCAGCAGCUCCGGGCGCAGUGGGAGCAGCUGCUGGAUUUCGUGUAUACGCAGAAGAAAGACGUCGAUGCCGAUGCGGAGCUGAGGCGCAUGUUUGGUGAGUUGGGCGCGCUGGCGAAGAGGGGGGAUGAGGAGGCGUUUCGGAGGAAGAAGGUCCAGAUUCGCUCGUAUGUUAUGUGGUGAGAGCUGUGAGAAUUGUGGCUUUUUUUUUUUUUUUUUUUUUUUUU